Durusdinium trenchii is the source of this 1881-nucleotide messenger RNA. The record is from the annotation of a GenBank genome assembly. NCBI's taxonomy places the organism in Eukaryota, Dinophyceae, Suessiales, Symbiodiniaceae.
AUGUCGCGCGCUCCACGGCGCCGAGCCGUCGCCCUGUGCGGCCUCGUGGCCGGGGGCGGCUUCAGCUUCGUGGGCGGGGCGGACCGAGCACCGCGGCGGCCGCACGUGGCGCGGCAGGGCGCGCGGCAGGUCAUGGAAUCCUUCUAUGCGGCGGUGAAUGGCCGAGACCUGGAGCAAGCCUUGGCCAUGGUAGAUGAUGAGGUGGUCUAUGAGGAUUUCACCUUUCAGGAGCCCUUCCGCGGCCGGGAGGGCGUCCGCGAGCUGCUGGGCGAUGCCAUGAGCCUGCCAAAGGGCUUGGAUUUCGUGAUCGAUGACCUCGCCGGGGGCGACUCAUGGGGUCCGGACGAUGCGGUCGGUAUGACGUGGCAUGUGGAAUUCGAUGGCGUUGCUUUGCCCAACAGCCGGGGCGCCUCACUCUACAAGACGAAGAAUGGAAGACUCCUUUAUGCACGUGACAUCGUGGAGUCUCCCCUCAAGUUGGGCAGCUCUGCCUUAGGCAUCGUUGGCUUCUUGGCCGCCCUCGUGAGGUCUUACAAGCAAGGGUUGGCGGGAACUUUUGCGGCCUUCGCCACGGCCGCUGGCCUCUACUGGUAUAUCUUGCUACUCUCACCGCAAGGUCAGUUCCCCUUCCUCGGUGGCCCCCCUGCUUGGGCCAUCGACGAGACCACGCUGCGCAAUGUCGUCGACGAAUCCUUGAACUUCUUCUAUAUUUGGCCUGGCUUGGAUUCCUUGGGCCUCCCAAGCCCCAGCAGCCUUUUCCCACUACCUGAAGUGGACCCCUUGCGCUUGGCCCUGUUUAACGUGGCAGAAGCCUAUGCCUUCAUGUUGCUGCCUUUGCUGCUUUGGGACCGCCCAGAGCGCAAGAACGUCUAUGCCUGGUGGGCACCUGCGAUGUUUCUCACCAAUGCGAUCCUGUUGCCCUACUUUGCCACUCGGGCAUUGGAGCCUGCAGGAAGCUCUACCUCUCGAGCACGGGUUGCUUGGGCACCGCUCUUUGGGCUUGUAGCUUUGGUGGUGCUUGCUGUGGCGCUUUGGCAGUCCUGGGGCCUUUAUGCUGACAAACCACAUUUUUCUCAGUUCAUUGAGACUUUGACUCCUAACCGACUUUGCGCCAGUGGAGCAAGUCUGGGACCGGGCAUGUUGACUUGCAUGGUUCUGGGCUCUUUCCUAACGCCUAACCAUGCCUGACUAGCACAGCCACAAUGACAUUGCAGUGAGCUAUAUGAUGUAGCAUGGUUGCUCCCAUCGACUGGACAAACUAGGAGGUACUGCAUGAUAUUGCGUAUGCUUCAAAGCUAUGUGGGGUGACGGCAGGGCAGCAAAUGGCGGUGCUUCGUGCACCUCCAGUUCGUGGGCGGCAUGUCACGCUGCACGGGAAAUGCAUGGGCCCGCAAAUGGCGGUACUUCACCUCCAGUUCGUGGGCGACAUGUCACGCUGCACGGGACAUGCAUGGGGUCCAUGUUGAGGCUGACAAACCAUGCCUUGUUUGUUCAUUGUCCUUUGUGGAUAUAUGUAUAGCCGUUUAUGAACGGCGUUGUGCCACUGGAGUUUCAAGGUCACGGAUCUAUGUUUACAUAUAUGUUUACAUAUUUCUCAUCAAGGACGGUGCUGUUCAGAGCGAUCCGCUUGUGUGCGCAAGUAGUUUUAAUGCUUCAUAUAAUGAAGGGCGCGCAAGACUGCAGGUUUUGGCACGUAGUUAGUAUCCCCUCAAGUUUGAACACUACUUACUUUACGCGUGAUAUGGCAGGUGUAUGGUUGUGGCAAUGUGGCGCAUCGCGGUGCUCCAUGACCGCGGCAUGUCACGCUGUGCCUGAAAAACCCGUGCUGGGUUCGCAAACAUGUUUUUCGCGCGGUUGAGUCUCAAAAACGAUGAGUGGUGA